AUGUCAGAGGUUAUUGCAAAUGAAGUAUUUGUUCCAUUCUUCUUCAACAUGUUAUUUGAUGUUCAAGACGGAAAGGCUGAAAAUGUGAGAAGUGCUUGUUUAGAGGCCCUUGCAUCUAUUUCUGGUAACAUGGAAUGGAAAUCAUACUACGCUUUUCUAAUGAGGUGCCUUCGAGAGAUGACCUUUAAAUCAGACAACCAGAAGGUCUUACUGCGCUUAGUCUGCAUGGUUCUUGACCACUUCCAUUUUAUGGAAAAUUCUGCUAAAGAAGCGUAUGGUUCUGUUAACCAAUCAGAAGCUGGAAGUGUUGAAAUAGGUACUUUAACAGUGUUGAACACUUCUACGGGUUCUGAUAAUAUUUUGGAGAUACAGAGUCGUCUACAUAAAACAGUGCUACCUAAGAUACAAAAGUUGUUGGCAUCCAAUUCUGAUAAUGUCAAUAUUAACGUCAGUCUUGUUGCACUUAAACUACUAAAGUUGCUUCCUAAGGAUGUGAUGGAAUUGCAGCUUCCUAGUAUUAUCCAUCGCAUAUCAAGCUUUCUUAAAAAUCGUGUGGAAAGAAUUCGUGAUGAAGCCAGGGCUGCUUUGGCUGCCUGUCUGAAGGAGCUAGGAUUGGAAUACUUGCAGUUCAUUGUCAAAGCCUUGAAAGCCAUUUUGAAACGAGGAUUUGAGUUGCAUAAUGAUAUUCUUGGAGAUGUUUCAGAGGAAAAGGAAGUGGAAAAGAUUGCUUCGAAAAUGAAAGAGACUAGAAGACUGAAGUCAUUUGAAACCCUCAAGUUAAUUGCUCAAAACAUCACAUUCAAAACGUUUUCCUUGAAGUUACUUUCACCAGUUACAAGUCACUUGCAGAAGCAUCUAAGCCCAAAAUUGAAAUCAAAAUUGGAAAUUAUGUUGAACCACAUAGCUUCUGGUAUCGAGGGCAAUCCAUCUGUAAAUCAGACUGACCUCUUUGUCUUUUUGUAUGGCCUUGUCGAUGAUGGUGUCACAUAUGAAUCUUGUUCAGAUAGAAGUUCCACUUUUGUGAAUGCAAACAUGCAAUCUGGAGAUGAAGUUAAUGGCAAAAUUAUUACAUCAGACAGGAUAAUUGGGUCCAUGUCACAGUCUUCUUAUCUUCUUACAGUAUUUGGCCUUGGGUUGUUGCACAAUUCAAUGAAGAAUACCAAACUUCACAAAAAGGAUGAACACCUGUUGUCAAUGUUAGAUCCUUUUGUCACAUUGCUCACGAAGUGCUUGACUUCCAAGUAUGAGGAUAUCAUAUCUGCAGCAAUCAGGUGUCUUAGUCAGCUGGUUAGGAUGCCUUUGCCAUCUCUUGAAUCACAAGCUGACAAUAUUAAGACAUCUCUGUUGGUUAUUGCUCAAGGAGCUGUAAAUACCACCAGCCCUUUGAUGCAAUCAUGUCUGAAGUUGUUAACAGUGCUUCUCCGGAACACUAGGGUUACACUUUCCACAGAGCAAUUGCACAUGGUGAUCCAGUUUCCUAUGUUUAUUGAUCUUGAAAGAAAUCCCUCAUUUCUAGCUCUGUCAGUUUUGAAGGCAAUAGUCAACCGUAAGCUUGUAGUACAUGAGAUAUAUGAUCUCAUCAAUCAGGUUGCCGAAGUGAUGGUAACAAGUCAAGUGGAACCCAUUCGGAAGAAAUGUAGUCAAAUUCUAUUGCAAUUCUUACUUGAUUACCAUCUUUCGGAGAAACGUUUGCGGCAACAUUUUGAUUUCUUGCUUUCAAAUCUGAGGCAAGUGAUGUUUUCUUUAUUGAUGUUGAUAUUCACAUCUAAGCAUUUUUAA
Thlaspi arvense is the source of this 1779-nucleotide messenger RNA. NCBI's taxonomy places the organism in Eukaryota, Viridiplantae, Streptophyta, Magnoliopsida, Brassicales, Brassicaceae. The record is from the annotation of a GenBank genome assembly.